Messenger RNA from Momordica charantia (bitter melon), 1948 nucleotides. RefSeq names its product magnesium transporter 4 (gene MGT4). The record is from RefSeq and is a predicted model, not a curated record. Gene Ontology annotation, molecular function: magnesium ion transmembrane transporter activity. Gene Ontology annotation, biological process: magnesium ion transport. Lineage: Eukaryota; Viridiplantae; Streptophyta; Magnoliopsida; Cucurbitales; Cucurbitaceae.
UCUUCUCUAUCUUCGACUGCCACUCCCUUGCCACACAUUUUCCGUCUCUUCUUAAUUCACCCAUAAACCAUACAAUCUAUCAUAUCUAUCUUCCAUCUUCCAUCUUCAUCAGCCAUUUCCUCCAUUUUUUUUCUUUCUUUUUUUUAUGUUCAGAUCUCUCAAAUCUCUCAGUUUCCUUCUCGCUCUUGCUCUAGAAAAUUCUGAGGUUGAUCCACCGUACCGGCGGCGAAAUUCCAUGCGGGCACAGCAUCCUCACCCACUGAAGCCGGGUGUCGCCGCACCCGAUGAGGAGAACGAACCACUCCGCUCCUCCCACGCCGGAAUGAACGUCCCUUUAGGCGCCGGAAUUCGGAAGAAGGGUACCGGAGUCCGGCCAUGGCUGCUCUUGGACUCGACCGGCGGAGCUCAGGUGGUGGAGGCCGGAAAACAUGCGAUCAUGCGGCGGACCGGUCUGCCGGCGCGGGACCUCCGGAUCCUUGAUCCAAUGCUCUCGUAUCCGUCGACGAUUCUUGGCCGUGAGAAAGCGAUUGUGAUCAAUCUGGAGCACAUCAAAGCCAUUAUCACCGCUCAAGAUGUCUUCGUGUUGAAUGCUAGGGAUCCGUCCGUGACCCCCUUUGUAGAGGAGCUUCAGAGGCGGUUGCUGCGACACCACCAAGCCACUAAGGCCGCUCAGGAGGGCAAUGGCGAUGAUUCUAAUUGGAGAAAUCUGUAUGACUUGGAAGAGCCACGAUCAAGGGCUCAAAGUCCUCGUAAUUCGUACCAGGGAUUUCCACAGGCUGAAGAGGAGGAAAGCGGGAAACAAGGUCUUGAAAACCGGGAGGGAUUGAAGGUUCUUCCAUUUGAGUUUGUUGCUUUGGAGGCAUGCCUUGAAGCUGCUUGCAGUUGCUUAGAAAGUGAAGCAGAUACAUUGGAGCUAGAAGCUCACCCAGCUUUAGAUAAGCUGACUUCUAAGAUCAGUACUCUCAAUUUGGAAAGGGUGCGUCAGAUCAAAAGUCGAUUGGUUGCUAUAACUGGACGGGUUCAAAAGGUGCGGGACGAAUUAGAGCACUUGCUAGAUGACGAUGAGGAUAUGGCUGAGAUGUACCUAACAGAGAAGAUUGUUCAGCAACAGCUUGAGAACUCUUCCACUUCUUCAAUUCCUGAGAGAGAUGACAUGGAAGAUGAAGUUCAGCAAGUAGGCAAAGAUGACAGAAUUCCUGCUGAAAUAUCAUUGGACGGUGGUGGGAACUAUGAAGGCAAUAUGGAUGCCUCCCAGGAUCAUUUGUUUGGUUCCUCAAAUGUUGGCAGGGACAGCCAUGGGACCCGGACCAGUACUACCCAUAGCGCUAUAAGCAAACAGCUCGAUGUGGAGGAACUCGAGAUGCUGUUGGAGGCAUACUUUGUGCAAAUUGAUGGUACACUGAACAAACUUUCCACGCUGAGGGAGUAUGUAGAUGACACAGAAGAUUACAUCAACAUAAUGCUGGAUGACAAACAGAACCAUCUUCUACAAAUGGGAGUAAUGUUGACAACGGCAACCCUCGUUGUGAGCGCCUUCGUCGUGGUGGCAGGUAUCUUCGGCAUGAACAUCCAUAUCGAGCUGUUCGAACCAGAAAAAGCAGGUAUGCCAGAGUUCCUGUGGACUGUUGGUGGUGGCGCUACAGGAACCAUCUUCUUGUACGUCAUUGCCAUUACCUGGUGCAAGCACAAACGCUUGCUUGAGUAGUUCGACAAAACCAAAACGUACUACCAAUGGUAUAGUUUGCUUGAUGAAAAAGCAUAUAUAGAGUAAGACAACGUUCAAUACAAAUUAUGUAUUUUAAUGUCAUGUACGGCUGUGUUGAAAUAAAUUGAAGCUUUGUACAAGCCAUUGAUUUGUUUCAUACUGUUAGCAGGUACAAGCUAAUUGUAUAAGUUGCAUAAGUUUUAUGCUUAAUUUAGUCCCUCCACUUUGGUUGAAUUUCUAAAA